AUGGGUCAGUCUCAGUCUAAGGGCGGGGACUCGCGUUCCGGCGAUCCUUUGCAGUCCUACCCCUCGUUUUCCAAAUCGGACACUAAGGAAUCCAUCCGAUCCCUUCGAGGCUCUAUUCGAUCCAAGAUCCCCGGACGGAGCAGCGACAAGAACAAUGACAGUCCACGAGGCUCUACUGUAGGUCUUUCCGACGAUAAGUCAGAGACAGCCUCUGUAAGGUCUGCUGGCAGUGCUCGGGGCGCGCCGUCUCCGGCGCCCUCGGCACUAUCCGAUGACGCAACUGCCUCCCGCGCAGGGACACCCGAUCCUCCUCCAUCCCCUUCCCAGUCGACAUCCCUGAAUCGUGGUCACAAAGAUGUGAAUGCCGCUCAGCAGAGUGGUGAGGUCGAUCUAGUGUCUGAUGCUCCGCCCUCGGUACCACCAGCCACUCCCCAAGCUCCUGGCGAGUCGAUCUUGGUAAAGCACGAAAAUCAGAUCAAUCCUGUUCUGUUGGAUAUUCUGGCCUCCCAACCAACGGAGACAAGCGGAUCGCCUGGAAUGGGGAUGGGAGCGCUCAAGUCGAUCGACCUGGAUGACAUGAUUUCGCGCCUGCUCGACGCCGGGUAUUCCACCAAAGUUACCAAGUCUGUGUGUCUGAAGAAUGCCGAAAUCGUCGCAAUCUGUACCGCUGCGCGGGAGUUGCUUCUUUCCCAGCCUGCCUUGCUCGAACUGUCAGCCCCGGUCAAGAUCGUUGGCGAUGUCCAUGGCCAAUACACGGAUCUAAUCAGACUAUUCGAAAUGUGCGGGUUUCCUCCCGCAGCCAAUUAUCUUUUCCUCGGUGACUACGUGGACCGGGGGAAGCAAAGUUUGGAGACCAUUCUGCUUCUGCUGUGCUACAAGCUGAAGUAUCCGGAGAACUUCUUCCUCCUUCGAGGUAAUCACGAGUGUGCCAACGUCACCCGCGUUUACGGUUUCUACGAUGAAUGUAAGCGACGGUGCAACAUCAAGAUCUGGAAGACGUUCAUUGACACCUUCAACUGCCUCCCCAUCGCUUCCAUUGUCGCGGGCAAGAUAUUCUGUGUCCACGGCGGGCUCUCGCCGAGUUUAUCGCACAUGGACGAUAUCCGUGGAAUCGCUCGUCCGACGGAUGUUCCGGACUAUGGUCUGCUCAACGACCUGCUCUGGAGUGACCCGGCCGAUAUGGAGGAAGACUGGGAGCCGAACGAGCGGGGUGUGAGCUACUGCUUCGGCAAGAAAGUGAUCAUGGACUUCUUGCAGCGGCACGAUUUCGAUCUGGUCUGUCGAGCGCACAUGGUGGUGGAAGACGGCUAUGAAUUUUUCCAAGAUAGAAUCUUGGUUACAGUUUUUUCCGCUCCUAACUACUGUGGAGAAUUUGACAACUGGGGCGCCAUCAUGUCGGUUUCUGCGGAGCUGCUGUGCAGCUUUGAAUUGCUGAAGCCGCUGGAUUCUAGCGCGUUGAAGAAUCACAUCAAGAAGGGCAGGAACAGACGAAACAGCAUGCUCAACAGUCCUCCGGCUGUGGUCUCCGCCCAGAGUUAUUAG
Rasamsonia emersonii CBS 393.64 is the source of this 1542-nucleotide messenger RNA. Its product is annotated as Phosphoprotein phosphatase. Gene Ontology annotation, molecular function: protein serine/threonine phosphatase activity. The transcript has 3 exons. Gene Ontology annotation, cellular component: nucleus; cytoplasm. The coding region runs from base 1 to 1542 and encodes 513 amino acids. The record is from RefSeq and is a predicted model, not a curated record. NCBI's taxonomy places the organism in Eukaryota, Fungi, Ascomycota, Eurotiomycetes, Eurotiales, Trichocomaceae.